AUGGAAAGGGCCACCACGUCGGCCUCGUCGGAAGGGGAAUUUCGAUUUAAGGUGGUGCUAUUGGGCGAGGGAGCCGUGGGGAAAUCGUCGCUGAUGCUGCGAUAUGUCGAGGACAAAUUCUCACCAAGACACGUCUCAACUAUUCAGGCAUCAUUCCUGUCGAAACGCCUCGAUCUUGGCGAUAAUCACGUAGAUUUGGACAUUUGGGACACCGCGGGACAAGAGAAAUAUCACGCGUUGGGACCGAUUUAUUAUAGAGGCAGUCACGGGGCACUUUUAAUCUACGACAUCACCGAUAAGCGAUCUUUCGAAAAAGUGAAAAUCUGGGUGCGCGAGUUGCAGAGAGCAUUAGGAGAGACGGCCGUGCUGAUCGUUGUCGGCAAUAAAUUGGAUUUGGAAUCGGAGAGGACAGUCGACAGGACGGAGGCGAUACAAUACGCGAAAAGUGUGAACGCUGAAUAUGUGGAAACAUCAGCAAAGGAAAAUCUCGGUUUAGCGGAUCUCUUUGAGAAGAUUUCUUCGUUGAUGAUCGAUAAAUGGGAGAAAACGAGGGAAAUCUCGGGAAGAACAUCGCAGAAUUCGUCGUCAUCAAAUGGCUCGCGAAGGGGCAUUCAAUUGGUGGAUGAGCAAAACGACGCCGCACAAAGGACGGGUAAAUGUUGUAAA
This is a messenger RNA of Mesorhabditis belari, 666 nucleotides long. The record is from the annotation of a GenBank genome assembly. NCBI's taxonomy places the organism in Eukaryota, Metazoa, Nematoda, Chromadorea, Rhabditida, Rhabditidae.